CUACAAGUCAGGCAUGUUCUGCUGAGGGCCAGGGACCAAACAAGGUGUCUCAGGGGUCAUCGUGGAUUGAAGCAAAACAGCUCUAAACCAACAAGAACUUCCGUUUGACACUGCAGCUAUUUUUGCCGAGAGGCAAGUGAGUUUAAGGGCUCCAGAAGAGCGCAAAACCAUUUCAGGGAAGGACACAGACAAGGUGGAGCAGUUGCAUCAGGAGAGGAAACUGAUCUCCACUGGCAGCCACUUUGGGAUAACAGAUAAGUUUCGAGGACGCAUCUGAGGAUGACUGGAGACACAGUCGAAACUGUCAAGCAGCCUUGCGUGCAGUUGAGGAUGGGGAGUUCAGGUUAUGAUGACAUCAUGAGCUCCAGAGGACAUUCAUCUCUCGGCCUAAGUCCUCCAUUUGACGACGAUGGAAUUCACUGGGCGGAGGAGCUCGAGGAUAUCAAACCUUCCCACAGUUUGUUGAGCCUCCCAUCUCUUAACUGCCCAACUGAUUAUGAAGAGUUAGCGAGUGAAGAACUGUGGAUGGCAGAGGCUGCCGCAAUUCCUGCUCAAGGUCUUGGACGUCCAGAGCCAAACCCGCCCAUACUCAGCCCGGCUCAGAACCCUCCCAUUGAUGUGCAGGGUAAAGCAGAGGACUACUGUCUGGAGCAGGUCCAAUCGAUGGUGGUGGCAGAAGUGCUAAGUGACGUCACGAAAGCCUGCAAGCUGCUCAACAUUGCACCAGACCCGCAAGAAUGGAGCUGCAUGCACGUUUACAAGUGGCUGCUGUGGACAGAGCACUUGUACGGACUGCCACAGAUGAGCCUGCUCUUCAAGGAGCUGAGUGGAAGGGACUUGUGCUCCAUGUCAGAGGCUAACUUCAGAGAACGUUCCUUGCAGUUUGGAGAUAUACUAUAUGCUCAUCUCGACAUCUGGAGAUCUGCUGCAGCAAUGAAGGACCUGUGGCCACCAGAAGACUUUAAGUCAGGUAAAUCUUGGACAGCAAAUGACAGUUCUUGGUGCAACUGCCCUAGUCAGCCAAUCCAUUUGUGGCAGUUCCUCCGGGAGCUGCUCCUCAAGCCGCACAACUACAGCCGCUGUAUUCGCUGGAUCAACAAAGAAAAGGGGAUUUUCAAAAUAGAAGACUCGGCUCAUGUGGCCAGGCUUUGGGGCAUCCGAAAGAACCGCCCAGCAAUGAACUAUGACAAACUGAGUCGAUCUAUACGUCAGUACUACAAGAAGGGCAUCAUUCGAAAGCCGGAUGUGUCACGCAGAUUGGUCUACCAAUUUGUAAAUCCUAUAUGACCGAGCUGUUUGUUGCAUC
This is a messenger RNA of Syngnathus acus (greater pipefish), 1306 nucleotides long. Its product is annotated as SAM pointed domain-containing Ets transcription factor-like. The coding region runs from base 280 to 1287 and encodes 335 amino acids. NCBI's taxonomy places the organism in Eukaryota, Metazoa, Chordata, Actinopteri, Syngnathiformes, Syngnathidae. Gene Ontology annotation, cellular component: nucleus. Gene Ontology annotation, biological process: regulation of transcription by RNA polymerase II; cell differentiation. Gene Ontology annotation, molecular function: DNA-binding transcription factor activity, RNA polymerase II-specific; sequence-specific DNA binding. The transcript is spliced from 7 exons. The record is from RefSeq and is a predicted model, not a curated record.